Varanus komodoensis (Komodo dragon) is the source of this 1647-nucleotide messenger RNA. It is a transcript of the gene LGI1, whose product is annotated as leucine rich glioma inactivated 1. Gene Ontology annotation, molecular function: protein binding. The transcript has 8 exons. NCBI's taxonomy places the organism in Eukaryota, Metazoa, Chordata, Lepidosauria, Squamata, Varanidae. The coding region runs from base 19 to 1647 and encodes 542 amino acids. The record is from RefSeq and is a predicted model, not a curated record.
CCAGAGUGGAUUAAAAGAAUGGGAAAUGCCAGCAAACGCUUUAGAAGAAUUGUUUCUUUCCUAUGCAUUUUAUCUGUACUGUUGCUGAUUGAAGGCAGCAAACCAGGAAAGCCAACAUGUCCUGCGUUGUGUACUUGUACCAAAGAUAACGCUUUAUGUGAAAAUGCCAGAGCUAUUCCACACAGCGUUCCACCUGAUGUUAUCUCACUAUCCUUUGUGAGAUCUGCUUUUACUAAAAUUCCAGAAAGGAGUUUUGUCUUCUCACCAUCUCUGCAACUUCUAUUAUUUACAUCAAAUACUUUUGACGUCAUUAGUGGUGAUGCCUUCAUAGGUCUUCCUCAUCUAGAAUAUUUGUUCAUAGAGAACAACAACAUCAAGUCCCUUUCAAACACUUCCUUCCGAGGACUGAAAUCUUUAAUUCAUCUGAGUCUUGCAAACAAUAAUCUCCAAACACUGCCCAAAGACAUAUUCAAAGGAUUGGAUUCAUUAACAAAUGUGGAUCUUCGAGGAAAUGCAUUCAAAUGUGACUGCAAAUUGAAAUGGUUAGUGGUGUGGUUGAGCAGAACAAAUGCAACUGUAGAAGACAUUUAUUGUGAAAGUCCACCUGAAUAUAAGAAACGCAAGAUCAACAGCCUCUCUCCUAAUGAAUUUGAUUGCAUUAUUACAGAAUUUGUUGUAUUUCGCAAGCUACCGUAUCAGUCUCUGUCAGUGGACAGUUUCUCCUACAUGGAUGAUGAAUAUGUGGUCAUUUCCCAGCCUUUUACUGGAAAAUGUAUCUUUCUUCAGUGGGACCAUGUUGAAGGGACUUUUAGGAAUUUUGACAACAUUACAGGGGCAUCAGUGGUUGUAUGCAAGCCCGUCAUUGUUGAAAAUCAUCUGUACAUCAUUGUUGCCCAACUCUUUGGUGGCUCCCAUAUAUACAAGAGAGACAUCCAUGCAAAUAAAUUUAUAAAAAUUCAGGAUAUUGAGAUUCUCAAAAUCAGAAAACCUAAUGACAUAGAAACAUUCACAAUUGCAAAGGAAUCAUAUUUUGCAAUUGCCGACAGUUCCAAAGCUGGCAUCACCACUGUUUACAAAUGGAAUGGGAAUGGAUUUUACUCAGAUCAGUCUUUGCAUGAGUGGUACAGAGAUACUGAUGUGGAAUACCUAGAAAUAGCUGGCAAACCUCACCUGAUCCUGGCCAGUAGUUCUCAGCAGCCUGUCAUAUAUCAAUGGAAACAAGGGAACAACUUCAUCAAUCCAACUGAUAUUCCAGAUAUGGAAGAUGUUUAUGCUGUAAAGCACUUUACAGUGAAAGAGGAUACUUAUAUUUGCCUAACAAGAUUCAUUGGUGAUUCCAAAGUAAUGAAAUGGGGAGGAACAAAAUUUUUGGAUUUACAAAGGAUGCCAUCAAGGGGAUCAAUGGUAUUCCAGCCUCUUCGGAUAAAGAAUUAUCAGUAUGCUAUUCUUGGAAGUGAUUAUUCUUUUACUCAAGUCUAUUUCUGGGAGGCAGGCAAGGGCAAGUUUGUGAAAUUUCAAGAAUUAAAUAUACAAGCUCCAAGAUCUUUCACACAUGUUUUUGUUGACAAACAAGAUUUUCUCUUUGCAUCAAGUUUUAAAGGGAAUACAGUGAUUUAUAAACAUAUCAUAGUUGACUUAAGUGUGUGA